UUUCUGGAUAAGCUGAAGGUGGAGAAGGAGAGAGGCAUCACCGUUAAAGCACAGAGCUCUACGCUUUUCUACACACACCCUGAGACUGGCGUGGAGUACAUGAUCAAUCUCAUCGACACCCCCGGCCAUGUGGACUUCAGCUACGAGGUGUCGCGCUCAUUGGCUGCGUGUCAGGGGACG
Messenger RNA from Sphaeroforma arctica JP610, 180 nucleotides. RefSeq lists its product as hypothetical. The record is from RefSeq and is a predicted model, not a curated record. Gene Ontology annotation, molecular function: GTP binding; mitochondrial ribosome binding; GTPase activity. Gene Ontology annotation, biological process: positive regulation of translation. The transcript has a single exon. Gene Ontology annotation, cellular component: mitochondrion. The annotation marks the transcript as partial. Lineage: Eukaryota; Ichthyosporea; Ichthyophonida.